This is a messenger RNA of Phytophthora sojae, 1644 nucleotides long. RefSeq lists its product as hypothetical. Lineage: Eukaryota; Oomycota; Peronosporomycetes; Peronosporales; Peronosporaceae. The transcript is spliced from 4 exons. The record is from RefSeq and is a predicted model, not a curated record. Bases 13 to 1644 code for a protein of 543 amino acids.
CGCAAUAGAACUAUGAGCGGGCUGACCCCCACCGCCUUCGGGGGCGAGCCUUCGGGGCUGCAGGACGUCUUGGCCUUCAUCGCCGACUUCGAGAUGGAACACGGUGCCUCCAGCGCCAACCACGACAGCGACGACUGGAUGGAGGACGAGUCGGACAAAGUCCAAGACGUGGAGCUCCCAGAGUCGUUCGUAUGUGAUGGCGGACGACGCCCCUCGCCUACGGGUGGCAUUGGGCCCCAUCAAGCGUUGCUGCUGUCCACCAGCAUCCCGGGGACUUCGAUGAAGAGCACAGAGGACGGAGCUACCAAGACGCCUCGUCGCCAUCGCGUCAGUCGCAAGGAGGAGCUCGAGUAUUUACGUAAGAAAGUGACGGACAUGGAAGAUAAGCUCAAGCAGCUCAAGAGUAACGCUGACGGUGGCGGCAGCGGCUCUCCCACUCCAGCGAAACCAGCAACACCCGAGGACGAGAAGGCGGCGAUGCAGCUGGAGCAGUCCAUUGCGCUCUGGAAGAAGAUGGCGCAGAGGCAGAAGAGUCAGCGAGAACUGGUCGAGUUGGAGAACGCCAAGCUGCGCGAGAAGCUCAAGACGCAGGUGCGCAUGGCCAAAAGCCUGCAGAGGAUACUACGCAAGUGCGAGCGAGCUGCGGAGCAGCCCGGCGCAUAUACUUCGUCAGGGGGCGACUUUGAUGAGCUGGUGCAGAGUCUCGAGGCGCUGUACUCUCUGACGAACGAGCGGAUAGCGACUUGUCCAAUUGCGACGGGCGCGCAGCCGCUGCUCCGCGAGCAGGACGUCAAGUACAACGACUUUACUGGGAUGUUUCUCGAGUUCCAGCACAGCAAACUGGUACCGUUCGACAUCGCGGCGGUCAACCGUGCAGUGUGGCGGCUUAUGAGCGAACCGGGCAUCAAGUUCAACACGUACUUCGAGGAGUUUACUGAGGUUCAAGGCGACGUGGUGCUUCGCAAGUUCGGCGUCGAGAUCAAGCAGGGCGAUCGUCUGGCCCAAAUGACCGGAAGGCAGGCCCUCAAACGGUAUUUUGAGAACAGUCGGGUCGUGAUCGUGCGCAACUCGAACAUCGACCGCAUGCAGUUAGCUGACGCCGCGACAGGAGGACUCGGAUUCCGCGAUGUAGGCUGGCUUGUGCUAAAAGACGUGACAGGAAUGGUCUCAGCUUCCGGGCCGAUGACGCUGAUCCAGUCCUACUCGACGUUGACUCCGGACGUGGAUCUCGACGCCCAGUGGGAGGUUGGAGCGCUGACGGAUUUUGCCCCAGGCCGCACGCGAGUAAGUCGCAAGGAAGAGCUCGAGUACUUGCGCUUGAAGGUGAAAGAGAUGGAAGCCAAACUGCGUGAUCUCAAGGGGAAAUCGGACGGGGAUCGGUCACCACCUCCACAGACAUCGGAUUCACUCGACAUUGCCCAGAACUCCAUGCACGUCGAUCAGUCCCUAGCUCUCUGGAAGUCGUUGGCUGAGCGGCAGAAAAGUCAACGCGAGUUGGUGGAGGUUGAGAACGCCAAACUGCGGGAGAAGCUCAAGACGCAGGUUCGAAUGGCGAAGAGUCUCAAGCGAAUCCUUUGCAAGCGCACGCGAGAUGAAGAACUGGUAAGAGCAACUGACGUGCGUUUGCUUGCGUGUAGACUUUAG